AUGUCUUUGUUUCCAGCUUACUUGAAUGCCACAACUUCAGAUGUGAAAAGUAAUAAAUUAUUUUUCAAUUUUUAUCUUACCUAUAUCAUAUCAUUAUGUUAGGUAUAUUGUAUUAUAAUGUUUGCACUGAAAUUAAUAAGUAAUAUAUCUCAUAGUACCUACAAUGUUAUCCACAGAGUUAAAAUAAUACAAAUAUAUUCACACCAUUAAUUAAAAUAAUGGUAAGUUUUGCUAUGGUCAAGUGAAAGCAACUAUAUCAAUGCGCCCAUCCCCAAAAUACAAGUACCACGAUAGACCAAAAAUGCCAAAAAAAGAUUGUUUAUAUUGAUAUUGAUCAUGUUUAGUCAGUUGUUUAGUUAAAUACCUACACAUAUGAUUUAUUAUAAAUAAAUGUAAUAAAAUUAUAUUUAGAUGUAAAUCUAAUGAUUUAAAAUACAAUUUUGUAGCAGAUGAUGAACAAACUGUUGAUAACGAACAACCACAAUGGCUUAAAAAUUCUAGUUUUGAACCUGGAGCCUCAAAAUUAGUAAGUAAUAAUAUAGAAGAAAGUGAAUUCCAUGACACAAAAGUUCUAAAUUCAUACAAAUUAUACAAAAAAUUACAUGGAAAAAAGAAGAAAAAAAAGGAUAAAAAACACAUAAAACAAAUUAAACAACCAAAGUAAGCCACAUUUCAACUUUAAAUAGUAGUCUUACUUAAAAAUUAAUAAAAAGAUAUUUUUACUGAAAGUUUAUAAUUGUUAAUUAUAUUUUAAAUAUACAGAAUACAUAAUAUAGAAGGCAUUUUAAAAGAUUGUGAUUUUAUUUCAAUUGACAGAAAAAAAGAAAAUGGAAAUUUAAAAGUUGAUAAGUUGUAUAGACCUGCAGUUCCUACGUAAGAUAAUUAAUGUAAUAUUGUUAGGUGUUUUAAACUUUUAAUUAAUAUUUUUCUUUAGGUUUCGUGUUAGUAAUAAAUAUUUUGCUCUUGAUAAUGAUGAUGGAUGGGUUAAUAUUUCUUCUAAACAAAAACCAAUUAAACGAUAUUAUGCUUAUAAAGAGAAGGAUUAUGGCGAUGGAAAUAUUGAGGUGUACAUAGAAAAAGAUUGUUUAAUUCAAAAUAAGAUGCUAUUGAAUAUCCCUAAACAAAGAGAUGAAGAAAUUGAACACAUAAAGUUAAAUUCAAUAAAAUGUGAAAAUAACUUAACUUUACUGACUAGUGAAUAUAAUAAACAAUUAUCAGAACAUCCAUUUGAUAUUAAUUUAUGGAUUAAAUUUGUAAAUUAUCAGGUAAAAUUUUACCCAAUGGAACAAAUCUAGUUUAGCAUCCACGUGAGCGAGUUUUUGUUUUUUUUUUCAAAAUGUGUAGUUUUACGUGUACAUUAGGAAUAUGAAAAAAAUCAAGGUGGACGAACUUUGUUUUGAAGUUAUAAGGAAAAACGUCUAAAAGUUCAGGAUUUCUGUUUCGUAGUUAGAAUUUAACAUUCAAUAUGUAUAAUCAAAACUUACCUCUCGUACUUAUAUAGUUUUUGUACAUAAACCUUGAAAAUUAGCAUUUUUGAAAUUCAUUCAAAAUGUGGUCAAAAAUUGACAUUUUUUUUAUUAUUAUUAUUUGUAAUUAUUGAAAUAUUGAUAACAAAGUUUUUUUAUUGAAGUCAGAAUAAGGCUAUCUGGCUUAGUUUUAGAUUUACAAACGUUCAAAUCCAAAGUAUUAAACUGUACUCACUCGGACAAUUUUAUUCGAAAAUAACCAUUGAUUUGUAGUGCAAAACUAUGUCUGGUAAGUAACGGAAAAGAGAAAAAGCAUUUUGAGUGCACUUAGAGAUCUGAAGGGUUAGAUCGCUGUGUUUGCUUAGCGCAGCAUAAUACUUUGGAUUUGAACGUUUGUAAAUCUAAAACUAAGCCAGAUAGCCUUAUUCUAACUUCAAUAAAAAACUUUGUUUGGAAAAAACUUUUUAAUAUCAAUAUUUCAAUAAUUACAAAUAAUAAUAAUAAAAAAAAUGUCAAUUUUUGACUACAUUUUGAAUGAAUUUCAAAAAUGCUAAUUUUCAAGGUUUAUGUACAAAAACUAUAUAAGUACGAUAGGUAAGUUUUGAUUACACUAAUAGAUUAAGCAUUAAAAACAUACAUAUUUUGAAAAAGAAAUAUUUUAAAAUGUUAAAUUCUAACUAAGAAGUACACAAAACAGAAAUCCUGAACUUUAUGAAGUAUUCCCUUUUAACUUCAAAAAGAAGUUUGUCUGCCUUGAUUUUUUAUAUGUUCUUAAUGUACAUGUAAAACCACAUAUUUUGAAAAAAAACUUAAAAAAUUACGUGGGUGUUUAUGCCCACCUAAUAUAUACAUUUUAAUUUUUUAACUGUGUAAUAUAGUAUUUUUAAACUAAUAUUUUGACACUAUUGUUAACAGCAAACUUUGUAUUCCUUAAACAGUAGACACGGUUAUGCAUUUACAUUAAAUAAAAAAGGUAUUUUAGAAAAGCAGAUUGCUAUUUUAGAUAAAGCACUUUCAUUUAAUAAUGAUAAUGAUAAACUGUUAGAUAUGAAAUGGAUAAUUGCUGAAGAUUAUUUUACAACAGAAGAAGUAAGAUUUUAAAAAUAAAAUAAUAUAUAAAUUGAUUUUGUUAUUUAUUUCUUAGUUUAAUAAAGAAAUAUUAAACGAAUUAGAAAAAUAUUCAAAUAAAGCUGUAUUGUGGAGCCAUUAUAUAAAUGCAAGUCAAAACUCUUUAUCAGAUUGUACAACUUCAAGUGUACUUAAAAAGUAUUCAGAUGCAAUGUUUGCUCUAAAUAAAAAAAAACGAGGUCUAUCUCUAGUUGAUCAAUUGAGUAUACAGAAAGAUAUUAUUGGUAAGUAUAAAAUGUUAUUAAUUCAAAUUAAUUUAAUAAAACAUACCUAAUAUAUUUAUUUUUAUACUACUUUUUAUAAUAUAAUAUAUUGUAUAUUUGGUAUGUUUUAGAACUGUUUAUAAAGUGUGGUUUAUUUUUGAGACAGGCAGGACAUUAUGAGCAGUUGUUAACAUUAAUAAACAUGUAUUUUUCAAUUAGUAUUAAACAUUUUGAUGGUGAUCUUAUUGAAAAGCUGUAUACUGAUUCACCUGAUGAUAUAAGUAAAUUUUAUAACUUUCUAUCUAGUUGUCUUUGUUAAUUGAAUUAAUACAUAAUUUUAUAGUUUUGGAUAAUGAACUGAAAACAAUGCCUUUAAAUAAAGCUUGGUAUCAAGUAGAAUUAAUGAGAACACGAGAUCGUUGGUUACCUCUUCCUAAACACAUGGCAGACAAUGCAGAAGAUCCUCAAAGAAUUGUUUUGCCAGAAGAAAUGGCAGAAUUAGUACAACCUUUAACCAUUCAUAAGUCUGUAAUUGCAAAUUUAGUUACUGCUAGUUUUAUUCUGCUUAAAAUGCCAAUAUUACCUUUCCGGCAUUUUGUUGUAAAACAAUUAGGCAUUCAUAAAUGCCAUUAUUAUUUAGAUAGUCUUGAGAUUAUUCUUAGCAGUCUUUUUAUGGCUCAUAAUUUUGAAGAUUGUGAGUUAAUAUAUAUUUGUAUUUUAAAAAAACCAUUAAUUAUUAUAUAUUAAUAAACAAAAAAUUUUUUAUUUUUUUUAGCAAAUAUUGGUGAUAAAAAAGCAAGUAAUUCUUUGUUGGUUAUGCUUAAGACAGCAAUGCCACCUAAUUAUUAUGGAAAAUCUGCAUCUAGUCAAACAUAUUGUAGUUUUUUAACUUCUCUUUUAAGACAUAUAACUGAUUGUUUAUAUGCAAUGGAUUUAAUUGAUGAAGCAAAUAUGUUUUUGGUGUGGUGGUUAAGAUUUGAAAGAUAUUGCAUGGUUGUUAAUCUCUGUACUGAUAACAGCCGUUUAGUUUCUGAAGUAAAGUUGUUGCUUGGAAAGCCUCAGUAUAGGUAAUAUGUCAUUAACUUUAAACUAUUUUACAUAAUUAGAAUUAAGUAACUGGUGAUUAUGAAAUACUAUUUAAAUUACUUUUUUUUUUUUUUACAAUACAGAAAUAAUAUUCCUCUAUUCAUUGAAUUUGCAUUGCUAAAAAAUCAAGUUGGCAAAAAGAGUGAUGCUCUGAAAAUUUUUCAAAAAUUAAUUGAUGGCCAAUCCACUUUGUUAGACAAUAAUCCAAUUCAUUUAAAUGUUGCUUAUCGAGCACCAUACACUGCUAUUUACAAGAACAUGGUUGAAAUAUUAAUUCAAGCUGACUGCAAGUAUGUAUAGUUUGUAAAUGGAUAGUGUGUUUGAACACUUUAUGUUCAAAAAAUUGUUUGUUAGAAUGUUGGUAAAUAAACUAAUUGUACUGAUACAAAAUAAUAAUGUAUACAUUUUAUUUUAUUGUCAUAUAUUUAUUUUUAUUUUUGAAAAUAUAUGUUUGACUUUCGUAAAGUUUAUCUUUCAUACUCUUGGUGUUCUUGGAAUUCAUAAUUUUUGAUUACAUACUACUUUACUGUAUCUAGAGAUUUGUUGCUAUUAUUUAUUAACAUACAUCAUUUUUAUAUCUAGAAAAGAAGCCUUAAAAAAUCUUAUAGCUCUUGCAACUGGAGUAUUACCAGAGUGUGCAAGUUUGAACUUAACAGAGGAAGCAUUACUUAUAUUUAGUAAUGUUACAGAAAGUAUUUUGGUUGAUGAAGAACAAUUUGCCUAUUGUACAAUACAGUAUAAUUAUUUGCCCCAGUUUUUAAUUGAAUGGGUCAGUUGUCAUGCUUGGUUUUUGUAUUUAACUCAGAAUGUGAAAACAUCUGUAUCUAUGCUUAAAGAUGUAAUUGAAAAAAUUCAAAAUAUUAUUAAAAUAAAUAAAUACCAGGAAAAUCAGUAAGAAAUUUAAUGUACACUUUUUUUAAAAUUUUAUUUACAAAACUUUAAAUAUUUACAUAUUUUUAGUGCAGCUGAAGAAAUCUUAACUGAAGUUAUGAUUAUUAUCAUUAAUUAUCACUGCAAUCAAUCAAAAAAUUAUCAUAAAGAAUUAAAAAUAUGUUUAAGAAGUGCAAUAUCAAAAUAUUCUCACAAUAUGCAAUUUUUAUUUUCAAUGGUUUGGAAUGAGGUAACAUCAAAAUUUAGGUAUUAUAUUAACUAAGUACAUCCAAAAGUAUUAAUUUUUCUAACUUUUUUGUAUUAGUAUUAAUGUUUUUAUGUUUCAAAUUUAAUAGCGUGAUAAUAUUGAAUAUCAUUAAUAUUUCUGCAAUUUAUUAUCUAUUAUUUAAAGAUUUAGUUUUACAACUUUUAUUGUACAAUAUGUAAUUAAUAUUAUCUUUAUGUCAUAUAAAUGUUGAAUAUUUAAAAAAAUUAUUUAUAGAUAAAAUUUGGAGGUUUUGGAACACCAUUAUGGCAAAUUGAAAAUGUUUAUGUUGAUAAUACACUUGCUGAAAAUAUGGAAACUGUCAGAAUAAUGUUGAUUUUAAUUGGUAGGGAAAGAUUGAGAAUAGCAAGUGAUGUAGCAGUAAUGAGUUUAACUGAUAAUGGAGACUCUAUGAGUAUUUAUGGUAAGACAUUUCACAUUUAUUUUAUCAUUAAUAACUACAAGAAAUUAAUUUAUUAAUUUAAUGAAUAUAUUUUUUUACUAUAAAUGAUAAAAAUGAUUAUUUAAAAAAAUUUCAGGAGGUGGAAAUAUUCUAGAUUUGUUCAAAAACAUGUGCAAUUUAUUUGAAUAUUUUAUAAAAAAUCUUAGUGGUAUUAAAGAAAUGAAAAAGUGUCCAAUGUUUUGGCGACUCUAUUUACAAUAUAUAUCUGAAAGCUCACCAUCUAAUUACAAAAAGUGUUACUAUGAAGCUGUUGAAAACUGUCCAUGGCAUAAAGUAUAUUGUUAUAUUUAUAUUUUUGUUGAGAAUAUGCAUUUUUUAAUUUAAAUAUAUCUAUUUGUUUAUAGUUGUUAUAUAUGGAAGCGGCAUUUUAUCUUCCAGAAGAGCUAACAAACAUCUGUGAUAUACUAGUUGAAAAACAAUUACGAAUACAUAUAACACAAGAAGAGUUGCUUAUUUUGAGAGAAGACUAA
Messenger RNA from Cinara cedri, 5951 nucleotides. The record is from the annotation of a GenBank genome assembly. NCBI's taxonomy places the organism in Eukaryota, Metazoa, Arthropoda, Insecta, Hemiptera, Aphididae.